AACGCUAGCUUGAUAAUAUAUGUGUGGCUCUAUGAUGUGAUAUCAUUAUUUCAGUGACAAUAGAGAACUCUGAAAUGUUACUUUGAUCGAAUCACGCAAACCUAUUUCCACAAAAUAACUCAUUUAUUCAUCAGACAAGAAGAUACAUUCUGAUGAUGGAUGUGUCAACGUACGUUAAAAACUAUAGUAUGAGUGUAGAAAACUUUGUAGUUAAGCAAUUGGAACUUUUAGACUUCGAAAGAGAAGCUGAAAUUGAAGAAAAUAAAAUUCUUAGAGAAAGUACUUCUUUAAAGUUAUUGCAAAAGAAAGGAAUAUGCCUACCCAAGCUGCAUAUUACAAGACUAUCAACAGGACUUUUUGGGAGACUUGUGAUUAAUUUCCAGUCCAUUUUGUCAAAUUCUUUGUCUACACAUUCUAUCACUUCAGGUGACAUUGUGGGUAUUGGAAAUACAAAUUCUGAUGGAAAAAUUGAAGUUAUUACAUCUGGUGUUGUGUUUCGUGUUACAGAUUCAACAAUUACUGUUGCGUUUGAUAAAAAUUCAGAUUCACAAAAUUUAGAUUAUGAGGAUCAGUUUUUAUUAAUAAAGCUUGCAAAUGAUGUGACAUAUAAACGUUUGAAAAAAGCAUUGAAAACUCUUGAAACUAAAAGCAGAGAAUCAAAUUUCAUAGAUGUUUUGUUUGGUCAAAAGCAACCAUCAACAUUAGAAAAUUCAAUUUUCGAUGCCAUGGUUUUUUAUAAUAAGCAGUUGAACUCUACACAGAAAGAAGCUAUAAAAUUUGCUUUGAGUCAAAAAGAAGUAUCAAUUUUACAUGGACCACCAGGUACAGGAAAAACUACUACAUUAGUGGAAUGCCUACUACAAGCUGUCUCGCAAAAACUGAAAGUUCUUGCCUGUGCCCCAUCCAAUGUUGCUGUUGAUAAUUUAGUGGAGAAACUGGUCCCAUUCAAAGUUAAAAUGGUGCGUUUAGGACAUCCAGCAAGGUUAAUUUCUAGUAUUCAACAGUAUUCCUUGGAUGCUAUUGUAGCCCAGUAUGAUGGAAGUGAUGUCAUAGCAGAUAUGAGAAAGGAUAUGGAUAAAUUAAUGAAUAAAAUUGAGAAAGCUAAAGGUUUUGGAAUGAGAAAAUCUUUAUGGGCAGACAACAAAACUUUAGUGAAAGAAAUUAAGGACAGGGAAAAGGAAAUUGUGAAACAAAUUCUUAAAAAUGCUGAUGUUAUACUUUCAACUCUUACAUCUGCCUCUGACGAUGGUCCUCUAAAGUACAUUGAGAAAGACCACUUUGACAUUUGUUUCAUCGAUGAGUGCUCACAAUCUCUUGAAGCAGCUUGCUGGAUCCCAUUGCAGAUGGCCAGACGUUGCAUUUUAGCAGGUGACCACAAUCAAUUGCCUCCUACCAUAAUAUCUAAAACUGCUGAAAAAGCUGGACUUGGUUUGACCUUGAUGGAAAGGCUUUUAAAACUUCAUGGAAAUUCCAUUAAGAAAAUGCUCACUGUCCAGUACCGAAUGCAUGAAAAGAUUAUGCAUUGGUCUUCCAAAAAUUUCUAUGACGAUAAACUGCUUGCAGAUGACUCUGUGUGUCACCAUCUUCUUAAGGAUUUAAACAACGUGCAAGAUAACGAGAAUACAUCCAUACCAUUAUUGCUUAUCGAUACUGCCGGCUGUGGCUUUUACGAAUUGGAGACAGAAGAUGAAGAAUCAAAAGGGAAUGAAGGAGAAGCAGAUAUAGUAUGUGCUCAUGUAAAGUCUUUAAUUAGUUCUGGCAUUCAAAGUUCUGACAUUGCCAUUAUUACCCCAUAUAAUCUCCAGGUGGAAUUGUUAAAGUCUAGACUAUUCAAAAUGUUUCCCAAGUUGGAAAUAAAAUCUGUUGAUGGAUUUCAAGGCAGAGAGAAAGAAGCUGUAGUCUUAUCACUAGUGCGUUCUAACAAAGAAGGUGAAGUGGGAUUUUUGGCAGAUCAGCGUCGUAUUAAUGUUGCUGUGACACGAGCUAAGAGGCAUUUAACAGUAGUGUGUGAUAGCCAAACGGUUUCUCAUAACGAUUUCCUUAAGUUAUUUGUGAAAUAUUGUGAAGAAAAUGGAGAAGUUCGAGUCGCUUUUGAAUAUGAAAAAGAAAUAGGACAGUAUGUUUCAACUGUAAAGAAGAAAAAUAAAACUAACAGUGCAAAGAAACCUGUUGAGAAAAAAAUUGUGGAGCCUCAAAAUCUGCCGAGAAAUGAAGAAAACUGGGGAAAUAAAGCUAAAAGAGAAAAUGAAAGAUUAGAGGUUGAAAGUAAAUACCAGAAAAUAAUUGAUGACUUCAUUAAUAGUAAAAAAGAAUCACUUAUUUUCUCAACAUCUUUGUCAGCGUUUGAAAGGAGAACUGUUCAUGAGCUUGCUGAAAAGAUGAAUCUUAUUCAUAUCAGCUCUGGUGAAGGAGCUGAAAGACACAUCCAAGUGAAAAAAUCUUCAGCAGAAAAUGCUCCUGUGAAGUGUGUGAACUUAUCAGUCCAAGAAAAGCUGUCAGACAAUAAGACACUAAAUGAGAACUUAAAUUGCAACAAGGAUGUAAAUACAAAUGGAGGAAUGAAACCAAAAUCUGAAGAUGAUUCUCCAUGUUUAGACAUUCAAAGCAGUUCUGGGGAGAAGUGCUGUCAAGUUAAAAAGGCAAAUGUAAAACAACCUAUCAAUUCUUCUAAAGCAGAUGUGCAAAACAAAACUGGUGAAAGCCACAGUGCAAAAGAAAAAUUAAAAUACAAAAUAGUGAACGAUAGUGGAACAAAAAAGACGAAGCCAAAAUUGAAAACUUUGAAACUGAAAGAUUCAGUUGAUGCUUCUGAAGACAAUUUUGAUGACCUAAUUCAACAAGCAAUGAAAGCUGAUAAUACUUGUUCUUUUGAGAGUUGUAAGAAAGGUGUAGCCAUUUUGUCCCAAGUGUGUCAACAUUGCCGAUGUCGAUUUUGUUUCAGCCACUUUAUGCCAGAAGUACAUGGCUGUGGAGAUGCUGCUAAAGCUUAUGCCCGUAGUCAAAUUCGCAAAGAUGGUGUUCUAUAUCCUGGCAGCGGGAGACCCCAGAAGAAAACUGAUGCCAUAAAGCAUUCUUACCUACAAAAGAAACUUGAUAAAAAAUUAACCGAGUUGUCACAACAAAGAAAGAGUAAACCAAAACCAAAAGAGUGAAAAAUAUCUGAA
Uloborus diversus is the source of this 3164-nucleotide messenger RNA. RefSeq names its product DNA-binding protein SMUBP-2-like. Gene Ontology annotation, molecular function: zinc ion binding; RNA binding; 5'-3' DNA helicase activity. Lineage: Eukaryota; Metazoa; Arthropoda; Arachnida; Araneae; Uloboridae. The record is from RefSeq and is a predicted model, not a curated record. The transcript is spliced from 9 exons. The coding region runs from base 153 to 3152 and encodes 999 amino acids.